Enterobius vermicularis (human pinworm) is the source of this 225-nucleotide messenger RNA. NCBI's taxonomy places the organism in Eukaryota, Metazoa, Nematoda, Chromadorea, Rhabditida, Oxyuridae. The record is from the annotation of a GenBank genome assembly.
AUGAAGCAAUUCAAAAUUACUGUUUCACUACCACUGCUAUUAAUUCUAUCACUUGUGGUGCAGAUAAUUGCCGGAAAAGGUGAUCCAUUGUUGGCAAAAACAACAGGUAAAGAUUUUUCGGCUCAUGAUGCAACCGAUGAAGAAUAUUAUGAAGAUGUUGAAGAGGAAGCCUAUAAAUUACGGGUAAUACGGGCUUCAAAAGGAAUUCUAUUUGAUCAAGGGUAA